GUGAAAGUCAUUUGAGAAAUGUCAAAAUGGGUCAUGAAUGAGCCGUUGCCGUGUUCUCGAAGAUUCCGCAUGAUGCACGAAUGAGAGGCCGGCUCAUUCGAGUUUCCCCCAAACUGAUCGCCAACGAUCGUCUGCAUGUCUCAAUCUCAUUGUUGUUGAUGAUCUUGCUGUUGUCUUUUGCUUGAUCGUUUGAGGAAGUGGUCUUGCUAGCUUGUCGUCUCUGCUUGAUCGUUUGAGGAAGUGGAGUACAGUAGCUAGCUUGUCCUGACUAGAAUACAAGAAAAGAAGAAGUGCAAGAUGCUGUCAACCAACAACAGCUCCACCGUCGUGCCGUUGAAAAUCACCGUGGGCCUGGGUGACGACAAUGAACCUUCCAAGAUUGAUUUAUCCGGAGACCGCUGUUGCUGUGGCCGUGUCACGUCGGAGCUUCGUCAUCGAGCAUUUGAUGCGACCGAAGUCAAUGGUCCCACGCUGCAUGGACCGGCUACGUUUGCGCCAGCAGGCCGAUGGACGUUGUUGGGCAAGACCAUCAUCACCGUGUGGUCGGCGAGCUCUCUGAUCGAUGGAAUCUUGGCCGCGGAACCCAAACUCUUCUACUUGGCGUAUCUCACGCAUUGGUCGUUGAUGGUGACAAUCCUCUACAUGACGCUGAGUUGGAUGCUGACCUUUCGAGCCACGGUCCUUGCCAAAGCGGAAGAAGCAACCGCGACGGACGUGACGAUGCUGCACAAGAUUGUCUGGUGUCUCUUCACCGUUGCAGCUCCGGCGGAAAUUGUGGUGGCCAUUGGGUACUGGGGUUUGGAGUGGGACGGAUCCAGCGCUGGAUUCUACUAUCGCAACUUUAUGGUCCAUGGAGUCGUCUUGGGGUUGCUCUUGUUGGAUGGGCUGCUGCUCAACAAGAUUCCACUACGCAUUCGGCAUAUUGGACUCAUUCUCGGCUAUCUCUUCCUCUACUUGAUUUGGACCUUUAUUCAUGCUUAUCUCGGGAUUGGUAACCCCCAAACACCUGAAGACGAUGAUACAAUCUACACGGCCUUGCAAUGGCGCCAGGAUCCACUCUCGACGGCGGUGGUGGCGGGGCAAUUUUUGCUCCUCCUGGCACCCAUCGCAUUUUGCACCGUCUAUGGGAUGUCACUCUAUUCCUUUCCCUGUGGAUGCAACGGACAGAGUCGACGAUACUUGUCCAAUACCAAUACCAGCAAUAACACAGACAAGGAUGCAUCCACAACCAAGUCGUCCGCGUCCUAUGUCGAAAUGGGAGCAUUCGAUAUGGCAAGUGUGUAG
This is a messenger RNA of Seminavis robusta, 1284 nucleotides long. NCBI's taxonomy places the organism in Eukaryota, Bacillariophyta, Bacillariophyceae, Naviculales, Naviculaceae. The record is from the annotation of a GenBank genome assembly.